Molecule: messenger RNA, 3185 nt
Organism: Sebastes umbrosus (honeycomb rockfish)
Lineage: Eukaryota; Metazoa; Chordata; Actinopteri; Perciformes; Sebastidae
Product: fizzy-related protein homolog
Exons: 14
Coding region: 192-1691 (499 amino acids)
Biological process (GO): positive regulation of anaphase-promoting complex-dependent catabolic process; positive regulation of ubiquitin protein ligase activity; anaphase-promoting complex-dependent catabolic process
Cellular component (GO): anaphase-promoting complex
Molecular function (GO): anaphase-promoting complex binding; ubiquitin ligase activator activity; protein binding
Source: RefSeq, a predicted model, not a curated record
ACGUCACAUCCUUCCCGUGAUGCUUAGCGAGCCCCAAAUUGAACACUCGGCAAAAGAAAACAAUUGUGUUUUACAGGCUCUGUUUUAAAGAGUCAAACGCACAAAACAACACAUUUACACUGGGAUCGGACACCGAUAAGAAACACAAGUCAACGGUGCGUAACGGGAAGAGUUCCUCCGGGCACGGCAUCAUGGAUCAGGACUAUGAGUGCAGGCUGCUCAGGCAGAUCAACAUUCAAAAUGAGAACGCAAGCCCCAUAAAAGCGGUAGGAGCGGCGCGAGCUCUGACACCCACCAGCUCCCCCCUGUCCUCCCCUAGCAAGCACGGCGACCGCUUUAUUCCCUCCCGGGCCGGAGCCAACUGGAGUGUCAACUUCCACCGCAUCAAUGAAAUUGAAAAGUCGCACAAUCAAAACAGAAAAACCAAAGAUGGCACAACGGACAGCAACAAAGCGGAUGGUCUGGCUUACUCAGCGCUGCUGAAGAACGAGCUGCUAGGAGCGGGCAUCGAGAAAGUCCAGGACCCCCAGUCAGAAGACCGCCGUCUGCAGCCAUCUACCCCUGCCAAGAGAAGCCUUUUUAGUGUAAAAAUAUAUUCUGUAAGUGCUAAGAGGGCUCUGCCAGAAGAGGAUGGAAACACAGUCUCUCCAUAUUCUCUAUCACCUGUCAGUAGCAACAGCCAGAAACUGCUGCGGUCGCCGAGGAAACCUACGCGCAAAAUCUCUAAAAUUCCUUUCAAAGUCCUGGACGCUCCCGAGCUUCAGGACGACUUCUACCUCAACCUAGUGGACUGGUCCUCUCUGAACGUGCUCAGUGUGGGACUGGGUACCUGUGUCUACCUGUGGAGUGCCUGCACCAGCCAGGUGACACGUCUAUGUGACCUUUCUGUAGAAGGAGAUUCUGUAACGUCAGUGGGCUGGUCAGAGAGGGGUAACUUGGUGGCGGUGGGGACUCAUAAAGGCUAUGUACAGAUCUGGGAUGCAGCAGCAGGGAAGAAGCUCUCCGUACUAGAAGGGCACACAGCCAGAGUGGGUGCGUUGGCAUGGAAUGCGGACCAGCUGUCGUCUGGGAGCCGCGAUCGGGUGAUCCUGCAGCGGGACAUCCGAGCCCCGCCUCUCCAGUCAGAGCGCCGUCUGCAAGGACACAGACAGGAAGUGUGCGGGCUCAAGUGGAGCACAGACCACCAGCUGCUAGCCUCAGGUGGAAAUGACAACAAGCUACUUGUGUGGAACCACUCGAGCGUCCUCCCGGUGCAGCAGUACACGGAGCACUUGGCUGCAGUGAAGGCCAUCGCCUGGUCUCCCCACCAACACGGCCUGCUGGCCUCCGGAGGCGGCACUGCCGACCGCUGCAUUCGCUUCUGGAACACUUUGACCGGCCAGCCCUUACAAUGCACCGACACCGGCUCUCAGGUCUGCAACCUGGCCUGGUCCAAGCACACGAAUGAGCUGGUCAGCACACAUGGUUAUUCCCAGAACCAGAUCCUGGUGUGGAAGUAUCCCUCUCUCACUCAAGUGGCCAAACUUACUGGACAUUCCUACAGAGUACUCUACCUGGCCAUGUCCCCUGAUGGAGAGGCCAUUGUGACGGGAGCUGGAGAUGAAACACUUCGGUUCUGGAACGUCUUUAGCAAGAUGAGAUCCACUAAGGAAUCGGUGUCAGUGCUGAACCUCUUCACCAGGAUCCGGUAGUGAGCACACCUCUGUACUACGAGGGAAUAAAGCCUGGAAGGGGAUUUAUCUUUGCAUGUAUCAAGCUGUAAACGGGCCUCUUCUUUGAGUAUUCAUUCACCUCAGUAGUCUACAGAGGGCCCCCCUCGAUUGCCCUUAGUUAUUUAGCCAAGUUGUAGCUGGAGGUGUGAGGGAGCUGAACAGAUGCACAGCCUGGAGUGUCGAGGGCAGAGGAGAUACGUAUUUACAGUAUUCCACUUCCUCCUGAAUGACGGAGCCACUGCCUCCUCCCAACAGACCACUGAUGUCUGAUGACCAGGAGGACUUGGGGGGGCGUUUCUCUCCCCACGUGAUUAUGUUUUGUUUACAGACUGACGUUGUGCUUACCUGCCAAAUAUUGAGUUUGUCUUUUUGUUUGUCUUAUUUAUUUUAUUUUUUGUUUUUUUUAAAUAACAUUUUAAAAAUCUAUUCCUACUAGUGUGUUUGUUUCGAAGACUGGUAGAUUUUCCUUUUAUUUUUGUGUGUAACUGCGGUUUUUGGUCUGAUCUGUGGAGUAUGUUUGCAGCUCGUCUUUUUGUAUAUUACUGAGACAAUAAUGUUUCAUGUACACUGAUAACCGAUUACAUAUAGCCGUUUCGAGAGCUGUUAAAGGUUAACAAGUAUCGGACGAACGGGCCUGAUCUCCUUUUUUAAAAUCUCACGUUAAGUUAAUUUUAGUCUGUUGAUAUUAAGCAGUAUUGGCUCGUUGUUUCAUAAUCUCUCAUUUAAAAUCCUGUAAUGGCAUACGUAUGGCACAUCUUAGAAUAACAUAAUUUUUUGGUAACACAGUGGAUAAGAACAGUCGCUUACCAACGUAAUUCACAUGAAAAUGAUAAGAUAUUAAUGUGACUUGUGUUGAAGCUUUUUACUCAUGUUGUUUCCCUACUUUCUCAAAUGGAAAAUCAGGCAAAGGGAAGUUAAAAUGAAAACACUCUGGCUUAUCAGUGUAGUCUGUAACAGCAACUAAAGCACACAGUGAAAACAUUUGGGAUUAAAUCAGAGUGAAAUGCUGUUCUGUGCAGAGCUGCUGCUUUGUGCUGUGUCUGCUAACAUAUUCAAGCUCGGGGCACUUGUCUUUUGCUACUUCAGACCAUUUCUGCGUUGAGCAGUCAUGCAUUCUACUUUGUUUUAUAUCUGAAAAGAAGAUUUCAUAUCAUCUGCAACAUUUUCUCCCAGUUUUGAUUAUCCUUUUUCCUUGUUUGAGUGUUUGAGUCAACUAGCGUGCCACAUUUAACGAAUGCUAUUUAUUUGUGUUGAAGAAAGGUUCUUGUACAGAAACGGCUUUGUUUGUUUACUAAUGUUAUCUGAGGGAAGUCGAUGGGCAGUUUCACUGCUGGACUUUAAGGAAAUUUCUUUUAAUGCCACUUCAAAAUCAAGACAAUGCUGCCAACUUGAGUUACAGAAAGAAUGUUAAAAAGAAAAAUAUUUCUGUUCUGAGAGAUAAUCAACAAUUAAACGAUCAUAUCUUGUACCUUA